CAACUCUCCAACGCAGGUCUCUCCGAGUGUUGACACAUCGAUACUUUCAUGUCUACAUGUGUGUGUGUGUCCCGUUCGUUGAUUAUGUGUAUGCGAUUUGUUGGUUGAUUGUUUUUGCUUUCGCUUGUUGCUGUUGGUUCGGUGAAAUGUUGUUGCUUUUGUUAUGAACUCACGUGCGUAUGUGUUCGUGCAUGUGUUCAUGCGAAUUGUGGUGGCAAAUUGUAGUGGUCCCGGCGAUCGUAGUUGUUGUAGGGCGUUUGCUGCGAACGAAAGCAGUGGCAGCAAUUCUAAACUUACUAACAAAUAACACAUACUAAAUAAAGUGUGCAGUGCGAAAGUCUUUCUGAGAAAGUGCAAAAAAUAAAAUUUCUGUGGAAGUGCUUAUUUUAUAUUUUUUAUUAAAAAAAAUUCAAAAUGUUUAACAUUUACAGUAACACUGCAAGCUGAUCCAAAACAAACAUGCCACUUAAAUUUUGCUUCGCGUUGCAUUUUAGCACCAGCUUUUGUGUAUUUUUAGUUUGCCGCAUUCUUACUUGCAAUUGCUAACAACAAUAUAUAGUUGAGUGGAGCAUCAUCGCCAGCGUUGCCACAAGCGCAACAGGCCGUGUGCAAGCUUCAAUAACAAAAACAGCGAAAUAUCAAAAGAAUUUGAAACGCAACCAAAAUAAAGCAGAACUUACAGAUGCAAACGUAUGCUCAGCAGUUUUGUUGGAAGCAUCCACCACUGAGCAGCGGCUGCGCUCUACUGCUAUUGGUAGAGGUACUGCCACACUAAUACUACUACAAAUUGCUUAACGGUCGCAACACCCACAACGCUGUUACAAAAGUUAACUGUACUCAUACCAAAACGUUAAGUGAGAGAGCAGUUAGCAGAGAGCGUACGACUAGUGUUGCCAAUGCGCAAUACAUGGAUACAAUCGCAUAUCUGAACAUACACAUACAUACCUACAUAUCUAAUCGCAGGUAUCUGUGCUUUUGCAUGCGCGAGAGUAGUGAUUAGAGGAUUGAAGAGGUCGCAUGCAAAGCAAACACUAAGAAGCACAGAUUUAAUCAAAUAGACGUGUGGUAACGAAAGUGUUGAGCGUUGGUACGUUACCCGAAAGGAUCAAACACUAGCGUUCUAGAUACAGUUAGCCCCGUAGCCCAGAGCUUAGUGUCCUCAAAAUAGCAGCGGUUGAGAGUGAGCCCGCAGGAAAUGUGGGUGAUAUGGCGUUCUCACGUCACAACAUCGAGAAACGACGCCUCAUCGAGUUGGUGCGCUUGAAUGCGAUACUCUGGGACUGUCGCCUGCCGCACUACAAGCGCUCGGACAAGAAAAAGGCGCUGAAAUGGAACGAAUUGGGUCGAGUUUUCGGCGUUAGCGGCGAGCGUGUGCAGCGCACGUUCACUUCGCUGCGUGAGAUAUUUCGACGUGAGUUGAACCACGAGAAAAUGCUGGGCACACGUUUCAAGUCCAAGUGGGAGUACUAUGACGCCAUGGCUUUCCUAAAAGAAGUCAUAAGGGAACGCAAAUCACGUGAGCGCAAUAAAAUUCCUGCUGACGCACAGGCGCAACAACAAACACAACAACAUCAGAGCAAUAACAAUAGCAGCGCCAUUGAUGAAUAUCAGUAUUUUGCGCCUAAUGAUCCCAAUAAUCCCAACAACCAACAGUCAACGCUUACUAACGACCCGAAACAACAGCAACUACAACAACCACAAUAUCAAACCUUGACACAGCAGCAACAACAACAACUCUCGGUUAACUCGUCUUUUCCAACACAGAUACACUUGCAACAAUUGGCGCCGUUAAAUGAGACACCACAUUCGCAGCCGCAACCAACUUCUCAUACCACAGCACUAGCUGCCGUGGCUCAACUGCCACAACAGCCGUUGCACCAAAUGCAACCCGACGAGAUACUCAGUCUGAAUGCGAACUCUGCAUCGACAUUACCAAAUCUCGGCAACAUCAACGGUAAUGCAUCUUUUACUGGCAAUUCCAGACCGCCUUCUCAGCAGCAACAACAAGCACUACAGCAACCGGCGCAGUCCCUGUUCCAGUUGCAGCCACAACCGCCGGGAACACAAUCGCUCGUGGCCAUUUCGAGUUCUCACUCGUCGGCGUCAAGUUCGCCGUCGAUUUACAUUAAAGAGGAGCCCGAUUCGCCAGACACGCUUUCACUAACCACUAUUGCCGUAAAUGAACACAACUCUGCGUAUUCACCUCAGCACAAUGCAAUACUAACCACAGCCACAAGAAGCAAACAUGCCCAAAACUUAAAUACUCAUUCUAAAGUUGGCUUUGCAAAUAAUAAUGCUACAAACAAUGGCGUUUUAAAAGCUCAGUCUAAAUCGCACAUACCCGGUUCUUCUGCGAGUCUAAUUAUCGACGAAGACUUCGCUGAGCCCGAUGUCGAAUUAGACGAUCUCGAUGAUCCGGAUGUGGAUAUGCUCAACGAUGAUCGACUCUCGGCUGCGAGCACUUAUACACUGGCGGGGAAACUAUGUCGCCCCUCGGCACGUGAAAUACUGUAUACCAAGUUCGGUGACUUUUUGGCUGCACGUCUUAAUACUCUCAACGAAACUGUGGCUAAUGAUCUGAUGAAUCGUAUACUUUUGCUAAUCGCCGAAAAGUAGAUGUGAAAAGAAGAGGCGAUUGUUGUUAGCAUACUCCAUUUAUGUGAUUUUUAUAAACUUUAUAAACGCUAAGUGUGCUACUAACUCACAUACCAAAUAUAGAUUCCGAUUGUCGUAUUAGUUUCUUAUAAAUAUUUUUGUAUACAUAUAUAUAGAUCUGUAAAAAGUACUUUAUAAGCGACAUUUGCAUACUGUAUAUCCAUAAGAAAAUUCAAUCUGUAUGAGUCUGAAUAUAAAUCUUUAAGUCAUAUCAACUGGCCAUAAUCAUAUAGUAAGAAUUAGGCUAAAUAAAUGUAUAUAAUAUGUAUCCUUUUCGAAAAGCUCCCUGGAUAUAGGAAUUUUCCUAUAAAAGUCGAGUAUGGGUUAAAAUUAAAUAAAUUUUCAUGAGUUAAUGGAUAAAGAAUGA
Messenger RNA from Bactrocera oleae (olive fruit fly), 3022 nucleotides. Its product is annotated as myb-like protein I. The record is from RefSeq and is a predicted model, not a curated record. Gene Ontology annotation, biological process: regulation of transcription by RNA polymerase II. Gene Ontology annotation, cellular component: transcription regulator complex; nucleus. NCBI's taxonomy places the organism in Eukaryota, Metazoa, Arthropoda, Insecta, Diptera, Tephritidae.